Messenger RNA from Nothobranchius furzeri (turquoise killifish), 2664 nucleotides. RefSeq names its product glucose-fructose oxidoreductase domain containing 1 (gene gfod1). The record is from RefSeq and is a predicted model, not a curated record. NCBI's taxonomy places the organism in Eukaryota, Metazoa, Chordata, Actinopteri, Cyprinodontiformes, Nothobranchiidae. Gene Ontology annotation, molecular function: nucleotide binding.
CAGCUUUUUCUACUCGGCUCUUAUUUUGACAGGAAGUGAGACGGGCUUCCGUGUCGGUGUGCAGCUGCUGCGUGAACUGUGCGUGUCUGCAGCCGCAGCAUCAGCUCGGAAGUGCCGGCGGUCCGCUGAGGUGUGAGCCUCCGGGGAGCUAGCUAGAGACGGGGACCUCUGGGCCAGCCUUUGGCUGGAGGAGACCGGAAUUUGGAUUUAUUCUCUCUCGCCGGUGCGCUUCUCAGAUGUGAGGAUGCUGCUAGUGGAUGAAUGUCCUUCGCUGCGUACUGUUCUUGUUGCGCGGGUGAUUGGGAGACGUUUACGUGCUUAGGACCGAAACUGAGCAUUAAUUGUUUCAUUUGCUGAAAGUGGAUGACUUACCGCAUUUUGGGGGUUAGUUUUGAGGGGGAGCGAAAGCAGCGGGUGGGUUGCUGCAGGUGGAUGGCCGACCUGACCGUCAGCCGCAGCUUUCCUCCUCUGGCUUCAUCCGGGGCAGCGAACUCUCUAAAUUCGGAGUAAGGCACACAAACCCGAACCAUGCUUCCCGGAGUCGGCGUGUUUGGCACCAGCUUGACGGCCAGGGUGAUCAUCCCGCUGCUGAAGAACGAGGGCUUCGCCGUCAAGGCGCUGUGGGGACGCACGCAGGAGGAGGCGGAGGAGCUGGCUAAAGAGAUGAACGUUCCGUUUUACACCAACCGGAUCGAUGACGUUCUGCUACAUCAGGAUGUGGAUCUGGUCUGCAUCAACCUUCCGCCGCCUCUGACGCGGCAGAUCGCAGUCAAAACCCUGGGUAUCGGUAAGAAUGUCAUCUGUGAUAGGACAGCCACUCCUCUGGAUGCCUUCCGCAUGAUGUCAGCUGCCCAGUAUUACCCAAAGCUGCUAAGCAUUAUGGGAAAUGUGCUACGUUUCCUGCCAGCCUUUGUUCGAAUGAAGGAGCUGUUGGAGGAAGGUUACGUUGGAAAACUUCUUGUCUGUGAGGCGCAGGUCCACAGCGGGAGUCUCCUGGGGAAGAAAUACAAUUGGAGCUGUGAUGAGAUGAUGGGUGGUGGCGGUUUGCAUUCUGUAGGCAGCUACAUCAUCGACCUGCUCACUUUUCUGACUGGUCAGCGUGCUGUCAAAGUCCAUGGCUUCCUCAAGACGUUUGUCAAACAGACCGACCACAUCCGGGGCGUCCGGCAGAUCACAAGUGAUGACUUCUGCACAUUCCAGAUGGUACUGGAAGGAGGCGCCUGCUGCACGGUCACGCUCAACUUCAACGUGCCUGGAGAGUUCCGUCAGGAGGUCGUCAUGGUGGGGACCGUCGGCAGGUUAAUGGUCACCGGCUCAGACCUUCACGGACAGAAGAACAGUGGUGGAGGAGGUGGUGGUUCUGAGCUCCUGCUCAAAGACACCACUCCUCUAGAGAAGGCCUCCCUACCAGAAAAGGCGUUUAGUGACAUUCCAUCACCUUAUCUUAUUGGGACAAUCCGCAUGAUCCAGGCUGUUCAGCAGGCCUUUCAAGACCAGGACGACCGACACACCUGGGAUGGGAGGCCCCUCACUAUGGCCGCCACCUUUGAGGACUGCCUUUAUGCUCUUUGUGUGGUGGACACGAUCAAGAAGUCCAACCAGUGUGGAGAAUGGCAAAACAUUGUGGUGAUGAAAGAAGAACCGGAAGUCAGCCCUGCUUAUUUAAUCAGUGAGGCCAUGAGACGGAGCAGGAUGUCCCUCUACUGUUAGCGCCAGCUAGUAUGAUGCUGGAGUUUCUUCUAAGAAUCCAUCUGUGGUUUCACAGCUUCAGCUUAAGGACACAAGCAACAUAAUAAUGAUCAACCUUUUAAUUGAUAAGGAAGCAUCAAAUGUUUGAGACUCGUUUGGAGCUCAGAUGGAUCCAGUUAAGCUAGUUUUCGCUACUCAGCCUAAAACAGCUCUGUACAACUUGGUUUGAGUUAGUCCAUCCGAGUGUAGUUGUGCCCUAGCCAGUUCUGUCGUAGAGUGGGUGUGAGGGUGUGUGGGGGUGGGGGUGGGGGUGGGGGGGCUUGAUUUUUUUACUCAUGACAAAAUAACAAGGUGCUCAGUAAAAGGUGUGAGGGAACCUGUAUGUUCCACACAAACAAAACUCAGCUGAAAAAUGUUGGAUAUUUUGAUAAAUUGUAUGGUUUUUUGUCAGACUCUGAUCCAGGAAAUGGCUGCAGUCAGUGAAACAGAAAGCAAAAAACUCUGGAGCAACCAUUUACUCUGCCCCCUAGCCAAUCAGCGGCCAGAAUCGCGAUGCUGCCCUGACUCACGCCUGAUUUAUACUUCUCUAUUUGCAUCGGUGCAGAGACGUUGGCACGAGGACUCUCUGACGGGCUCACAGAGGCUGAUGGAGUCUUGCCCAAAAUGAUUAUUAAUAUUAUAUAUUAAUUAUGGAAAUCCCACUGCAGCUUUUAAUGGCUUUUCUACUGCAGCUCUCGUUUCUGAUGGUGGUGAAGAGCUACGUUAGGUUCAUGUACCAGGCCUGAUGACCUAAUGAGCCAGAGCUGUUCAGGAUUUACUUCAUUCACAAAUAUAUUCAAGCUCAUUGUAAAAUUCAGGAUCAUUAAGUGUGUUGUUUUUUUAAAGCUGUCUGAUUUUAUUUAUUUUAUUUGAUACAUCUUCUGUUUGUGGAAUGAGAAACAGCAGGCUAACUAAAUAAAAGAUACAAACACUGAA